AAUAACAAUCUGUGGUUUUCGAUAGCAAAUGGGUAACAAGUAGCAAUGGCCUGCUGUGAUAGUAAUGGCCGUUACUGAUUACCAGUUGUAUGUAUGCUGGUGUGAGAGUUUCCCGGUAAUAAUAGAAAAAGUUUAACCAAUUUUGCUUAAAGGAUUAUGCCACCAAAAAAACGAGAAAAAGAUGGUGAAUCUACAAAAAAUCCCAGAAUGGACCACAUACAAGCAGACCACGAACUAUUUCUCCAAGCAUUCGAAAAACCGACACAAAUUUACAGGUACCUGAGGACAAGGAAUAUGUGUUCGCCUAUUUUUUUGAAUCGCUGCCUCACGUAUAUGAGAAAUCGAAUGUCAAGAUCGAAUAAAGCACGUAGUUCCUUCAAAGUCGAUUCUAUUUUACAAAAAGUAAGUCAAAAACAGAAGGGUAACACUCUUUUUGGUCUUCCCAGUUUUAUAAACGUUACUUUCCUGGGAUUCUUCGAUAAAACACUAGAUUCAAGCAGCCACGUUGUUCAGGUUGAAACUUCUAUUCUGAAAUUAAGUUAUAAAAAGAGAAAGGACAGCUCGUGGCCAACGAUGCAAGUUCCUUACGGAUCAGUGGAAGUAGUAAUAAAUCCCAGCGAUACUCAUCUACCGCCAUUAGCACCUGCUGUCAGCAUUCCAACUGAUCUCUUCACUUCAAAUGGAGGAGCAACUGCUAAAUCCUAUAUUUUACUACUCAGGGUGCGCUGCAUACCGUCCUCAAGCUCAUCUGAGCCGGAAGAUGAGCCUGUGAUUAAAAGACGUAAAUCUAUUAGUAAUCUGAAUGGACGAUCAUUUGAAGAAACAAAACUUUAUGGCUCAGAACUGGUUGUAUAUGAUAAGCACAACAGGUGUCUAUUGACUGACGGCGACUAUGAAGUUGUAAUGCAAGAAAUACCGGGGAUCUCGAAAACAUCACCGAAGAAACAUUCCAGCUGGGAGAACAUUUCUGAUCUAAGCGACACUUGUUGCAAUUUGGACGUUUUUAUGAAAGGUCCGAGUCUCAAAUUUAAACUCAGCUGGUCACAGAAUGCCAUAGGACGCUAUGUCGAACGGCCCAAGCCAUAUCCUAUUUGUGACAACAAGGAAAACGUCCCAGCAAUCCAGAAUGGCGAAGAAAGCGGCAUAAAGCAGGAAAAACUCCAAAUCGUCUAUCAAUUUGUUUACAACAAUAAUUCUCGGCAACAAACGGAAGCUUGUGAAGAUCUUCACUGUCCAUGGUGUAGUCUUAACUGCAACACCCUCUACACCCUCCUAAAACACCUAAAAUUGUGCCAUUCCCGUUUCACUUUCACUUACGUCCCCAUUUCCGUGGGUGCAAGGAUAGACGUGGCUAUCAAUGAGCUGUAUGACGGUUCGUAUACAGGUUCGCCCCACGAUCUUAUUUCUCAGCCCUCGGGUUGUGCCUUCUCCCGAAACGGCCCCGUCAGGCGAGCCUCCGUUACUCAUAUUCUUGUUUGUCAUCCUAAAAGACCAAAGCCAAGCCUCUCCGAGUUUCUCGAACUUGACGACUGCGAAUAUGACGGCCAAAGACCGUUUAUUACGGGACAUAAUAGACUGUAUCACCACACGACCACCUGUCUCCCUAUUUAUCCAAAAGAAAUGGACAUCGACUCCGAAGGAGAAAAUGAUCCUGAGUGGUUGAGAGCAAAAACAAUGAUGAUGAUAGACGAGUUCACUGACGUAAAUGAGGGAGAAAAAGAAUUGAUGAAGAUGUGGAACUUGCACGUGAUGAAAUACGGAUUCGUCGGGGAUUGCCAGAUACCUCUAGCAUGUGCCAUGUUUGUGCAACACAAGGGACAAGAGCUGCUGUUGAAAAACCUGUACAGAAAUUUCGUUAUUCACAUGUGUAGUUUAUUUGAUUUCGGUCUGGUGAGUGCCGUGUGCCUGUACCAAACGAUACAGAAACUUCAAGACAUGGUUGGAGAAACGGGGGCCAUUAGAAACGUUCUAAGGGAGUCUCGAGUCGCACAAAUGGAUAAUUGGACCAAAGCAAUUACAGCUCACGGAUCUUCCGAUAAAAUGGAGCAUGCAAAGACACCUGUAGGACGUAAGACUGUUAAUGUUGGGGUGCAGAGGCGCAAAGGCACCCCCACCCCGGCCGAAGGACCCUUGAGACGAAAAUCAACCGGCGAAGCGUCACGCAAGCGACUUUCGAUGUGUUUGGGUAAACCUGAACAAAAACACUGCGCCAGUUAGCUUUAAGUUCCGCAUACAUUGUGAUAAAGACAAUGCGUUGGCGUACAAAAUACUUUUUUUUUCGUUAAUUUUUACUUUAUGUAAUCGAUCAAGAGUGUAAAUAAUUUAGAAACGUCUUUUUACGUACCUAUAGAUAUAUAUGAAAUGAUUUUUUUAACUUUUUACUGAAUAGUGCAGUGUAUGCUGUCGUUUUCUUUUUUAUUUUGCAAGCAAAAUGUACUGCCUGGAUACUGACAAUUUUUCUAGAAAUGAACCGAUAAAAAAUUGUCUAUGUACCUAUGGGUAGGGUAGUGGGGUAGUUUUAUUUUUAAUUGUGCUUUAUUAUCAUCACCCUUCGUGUUUUUACAAUUACCUAGUUUAAAUCGUUAAAUUUUUACUCAAAAAAAGGAUUGCUGGAGAUUAAUCAAAUUGUUAGUUUUGAAUUGAAAGAUUUGUUUGUUUGAUCUGCAGAAAUGUGAAUAAGCUCAUUAACAUGGAAACAUUAAUAAGGAAUAUAAAAUUGUUUUGCAUAGUGUAGGAGUAAAAGUGAUGUAAAAAAUUUAUUCAAUUUCGUUUAGAAUUUUCGAUGUUUGACUGAAAGAAAAAAAAGAGGUAAUAACAUCAGUUAAUAAGGUAGGCUAAUGAUUAUGAAUGGUAGUGUAUUAGAAAUGUGUUCUUGAUUGGUAUACACUGUUAUAUAUAACAAUAAAUAUAUGUAAGCCAAACACUGCCACUAUAACAAUUUUUUUUUUAUUUUUAAUUUUCUAGUCUUUUACAAUCAGUCAUUGUCAGCAUUUUUAAUAUUUGUGCAUACAAAGUUAUUAGUGCCUUAUGGAUUUUUUCCGACAUAUAAAGAGCAGUUUUGAAUUAUUCUUUUUUUUUCUUUUCUGAUUUUAGUUCCUAGUUCCGUUUUAAUACAUAUUUAUUUUUGUUUUUACUCUUUGUUAAAUAGCUGCCAAUAUAAUAUUAAUGUACUUUUUGUGUAAUAUUACAUACAACUUAAUCUGUAAAUAUAUUUUUAACAAAGACAAUUUUCUAUAUUUUAUCAUUAUAACAGCGAUUUUGAAUAAAUUGUUUU
This is a messenger RNA of Agrilus planipennis (emerald ash borer), 3274 nucleotides long. RefSeq names its product polycomb protein suz12-A (gene Su(z)12). NCBI's taxonomy places the organism in Eukaryota, Metazoa, Arthropoda, Insecta, Coleoptera, Buprestidae. Gene Ontology annotation, cellular component: nucleus; ESC/E(Z) complex. Bases 157 to 2217 code for a protein of 686 amino acids. The record is from RefSeq and is a predicted model, not a curated record. The transcript has 3 exons. Gene Ontology annotation, molecular function: chromatin DNA binding.